AUGUUGACGGAGAUCUUCGCUGUCGCCGGACCUGUUCAGCACGUUAAAAUCAUUCCAGACCGGAACUACCAGCAUGGCGGCCUCAAUUACGGUUUCGUGGAAUACAUGGACAUGCGCGCCGCCGAGACUGCUCUUCAAACCCUCAAUGGUCGCAAAAUAUUCGACACAGAGAUUCGAGUUAAUUGGGCUUAUCAAGGCCAACAAAAUAAGGAGGACACGACCGGCCAUUAUCACGUCUUCGUCGGAGAUCUCAGCCCCGAAGUCAACGAUGAAGUUCUCGCAAAAGCCUUCAGCGCUUUUGGCACCAUGUCGGAUGCUCGUGUUAUGUGGGACAUGAACUCGGGCAAGUCUCGCGGCUACGGUUUCCUUGCGUUCCGGGACAAGACCGACGCCGAACAAGCCAUUGCUACCAUGAACGGGGAAUGGCUGGGCUCUCGUGCUAUUCGUGUCAAUUGGGCCAACCAGAAGACACAGGGUGCUCCUGCGGUGGGUUCUUCUCCUCAACCAGCGCGCGGCCCAGUUGGCGGUGCAGGAAGUGCUCCAGCUCCGAUCAACUUCCAAGGGGGUCCCCUCUCGUACGAGGCAGUUGUUCAGCAAACUCCGUCCUUCAACACGACGGUAUACGUUGGCAACCUGGUCCCAUACUGCACUCAAGCGGAUCUUAUCCCUCUAUUCCAGUCCAUCGGCUAUCUCUCCGAAAUCCGCAUGCAGGCCGAUCGUGGCUUUGCUUUCGUCAAGUUGGACACUCACGAACAUGCUGCGAUGGCGAUUGUUCAGUUGCAAGGACAGAUGGUUCAUGGACGGCCUAUCAAGUGCAGCUGGGGCAAAGACCGUGCUGAUGGUGGAGCUGCUCCGGCCAAUCCAGUAAGCCCGACUGCCGCUGCUACUCCAUACGGCAACAUGCCAAUGUAUGGUAUGCCCCAGCCAACGACGUACGGACAAUAUGGUUUCGGUGGUUACGCCGGAUUUCCUGGUCAAGCUGGCGCAGCGCCUGGUGCUGCUGCCGCUGGUUCUCCUGGCAUGCCACAGGCUGCCAAUGCAGCAGGAGCUGGUCUCGGUCUCAACGUCGGGGCACAGCAGCCUGGUGCAGACAUGAGCGCUGCCAACACCGCCCAACCCGGGCAACCUCAGUGGGGUGCAACAGACCCUAACUACUACUCAAACUAUUGGGGAGGUUAUUACGGUCAACAACCUGCAGCUGGACAGCAACAAACUGGAGCGGACGCGCAAAUGCAAGGGCCGGCUUGA
Messenger RNA from Cyclocybe aegerita, 1248 nucleotides. The record is from the annotation of a GenBank genome assembly. Lineage: Eukaryota; Fungi; Basidiomycota; Agaricomycetes; Agaricales; Hemipholiotaceae.